This is a messenger RNA of Patella vulgata (common limpet), 11435 nucleotides long. RefSeq names its product rho guanine nucleotide exchange factor 28. Gene Ontology annotation, biological process: regulation of Rho protein signal transduction. The transcript is spliced from 47 exons. Bases 336 to 6311 code for a protein of 1991 amino acids. Lineage: Eukaryota; Metazoa; Mollusca; Gastropoda; Patellidae. Gene Ontology annotation, molecular function: guanyl-nucleotide exchange factor activity. The record is from RefSeq and is a predicted model, not a curated record.
GGUCCAUGGCGGAACCUAAAGCUUGACAAGUGUCGUGUAAUAGAUACGGAAGUUGUGUAUGGCUAAUGUGUUGAUAUGCAAUUUAAACAUGGUGGAUGGUGAGACUAAGUAUGUGUAAUCGGCGAGUGGAAGUAUCUUAUUUACUAGUUCAACAGAGUGUGGCCGUUUUGUGUAGUAGUAGCUGACCCUUUUCGAGUAUCAAGACUGUUUGAAUGUUGAUGAAAAACAAACCUAGGGUCUUGGUUUAGCUCGGUAUGUCGUCAACUGGAUGAAUCUAUUGUAUUGUGCUAUCAAAUCAAACUGAGAAAAACACAAAUCGUCAAUAACAGCCAGCGAUGGCUGAUCAAGAAGAAGACUUGAUGACCCUGUCUACUAAAAUAUCGCCAGUCUAUGGCGGAAAUCUCUACAUCGUAUUCUCAGAUGAUGUGUCAUUCCCAUUAGAUGCAGAAUUAUAUCUGGUAUUCGAGGGAUCACGUCAACGUCAUGUGACAUCAUGUGAUCUUGUCAACGAGCAUACCUUGCAUUCCAGGAUACCAGCUCACGCAAAGCCAGAGAGUGUGGAAUUGACGAUAUAUCGAGUUGUACAGAGGUCCUGUCAUUUUAUAGCUAGUGUGCCUUUCUAUUAUCAGUAUGACACGGCCUAUUUUAUGGUCCAAUUUCUACUGGAUAGUGUUUACAAUACCCAAUCAUUAGAUAAUUUAGAACUUGUACGAUCGGACAGAUUUGAUUUAGCUAACGAAGAACGGACAACGUUAGAUGAGAGAUUAGUGUUAGCAUUUCGUUACAUACCUUUUCCUGUUGGUUGGAAUAUUCUUGGCUAUGAACCAGAUAUAAAACAAGUGGAGAGGGAAACAUUAUUACAUUUUACAGCUAGAUUAGGUCUAUUUCAAGUAGCCUUAUUUCUAUUGGCUAAACCUGGAAGUCAUAUAUGUGUGCAAUUAUUGAAUAAAGAAGGAUAUACACCAGCCGAUCUUGCGGCUAAGAAUGGUUUUCAGGAAUUAGUGGAACUACUUUCAAGGUAUAAUACCAAUGGCAUGGUAACAAAUACAGACCAACAAAUAUCUACACAACAUGGAUUAAUACAAAGUCAUGAAAACGGUUCUACUACUUUAUCUACAUACAUAGAUUCUCCUUCACUACGUCCUGUAGAGGAGGAUAUUGAUAUGUUACAGUCCGUACAUAACAGUAUGAAGAGAAGUGACAGUGAUAAUACACAACAAUAUAGGAGUAGUUGGCCUGAUACACCUAAGAAAUCACAACAACCAGAUUGUAACAUGGUUUGUAAUAACAACAAUAUGGAGGAAGCCAUUGAUAGAUUAUUUAAAGAAAGACAAUCACAUCAAAAACUAUUGGAGUCUGUCUGUGGUCCGCAGUUGUUUACCGUUAAUAAAACAUUAAGUGCUAAAAACGUGCGAUCAAACGGAAACAGUUAUAACCAUAUAAACUCUAAUAACUUACAGUCAGACGAUAAUAGAGGGGAGAUAACUGGUGAUGCUGGACAGUGGGGUAUAUUAGAGGGAAGUUUAAACAGCUUACGCGGAAUAAGUAACGAAUUAUUAAAACUUCGUGACGCCCGAUCACUGGAUUCCACUCUUGGGCAGGAUUUACGAAAGGACAGUCUUGCCCGUUUCAGUACGUCUUGUCCAGCCCUUGAUGUAGAGGGUCGAGAGUCACCUUCAGCUUCAAUAGAUGAAGCAGAUCAUCAUAAGUCUAUGCUUGACUUGGCUGAAGAUUCUCAACAAAAUGAAGGUCUGGACGUGGAAACCACCCAGUAUCAUAACAGGAACUUUCUGUCUCCCAAUUUGUCUACAGACACUGUAGAUCCAAAUAUCCGAAUCUGUAUCAACGGAGUAACUGUCGACAGUUCUACGGAUUACGCUGAUCAGUUACAAGGUGAUAAUUAUUCAGACGGAUAUUUAAAUUCAACUUAUAGCAGUAAUGAGGUUAACGGUAAUUGUCCAAGAAGACGGAGCUGGUGUCCUAAUAAUAACAACCUAGAAGAUUCGGAUCAGACUAAUCGUCAAACGUCCAGAGCUAGAAUGUUGGCUCUUACUGGCAAAAGUAUGAGUCUGAAUAGUUUGGACGGAGCUGAUGAUGAUUCGGAAGAAGAUUAUCAGGAUGCCAGGGAACAAGCCACACCCAGUCUUUCUCGGAUAAAACUCGGCACUAGUGUCGAUAAGCAGCGCAAAAGUGAUAAUACCGCUACAACUUAUUAUGAUAGAAGUUUUUCGCCAGCUAUUGUGACAGGGUCCAGUCCACCAGCCAAAGAUAUGCCAGAUGCCAGUUCUUACUAUAACCCGAUUGUGAGCGAAGGAGCAGUUUCGGGGCCCUCAGUCCGGUCUUACCCAGACCCACCACUUCGUGCUGAUUCUAUGAAAGAGGAGACGCAUAAGGAUAUAGCAUUUAGAACGUAUUCUGUUGAAGCAACUAAAACCGUGCGAUCUUACGAUGAAGAAGACAGUAGCUUGAGCGUACCACAUUCCAAUAUGACAAAAUCUUUAUCAACACCGUCUAUACCAGCUGCUGCUGCUGCUGCCAACGAUAACGUUAUUUCUUCUGAUGAUCGUAAAAGAAGUUUAAGAAGGGAACCAAAUCGAGAAGGGAAACAACCUGGUGACCAGUCUUAUCUUGUUAUACAAAAACUUGUUGAAGAACAUGAUGCUUUGUUUCGAAGACAACAAGAAGUUGAAGAAUAUGAUGAUGAAUCAGUCGUUCCUCAAACUUCUAAAAAAUCUUCCAUGUCUUUACGAGAUUUCCUCAACGAGGAUGUUAAGUCCAGGACUCAUAGAUCUCCGUCACCAGAUAGUGAUGACAAAAGUAAACCAAAGAAAGAAGAGGAUAGAAAGAAAAGAAAAACUAGCGUCUUCUCUCGGAUUAGUUACAGAAAUAAAAAGAAGGAAAAGGAGAAUAAGAUAAAGACAACUCACCAGUUUGUUUCUGUGUGUUUCGGUAAUAAUACAGCAUGUGACGUUUGCCAUAAAACCAUGGCUAACAAACCAGCUAUAAGAUGUGAAAAUUGUUUGAUUAACGUACAUGAGAAUAAUUGUAAAGAUCAGAUGCUGCCCUGUGAUAAAUAUAGAAUGGUCAAGGUUAUACCCAGAGAUGGCCAGACGGGUGGACAGGCCUUGAUAGAGAGACAGACAGUUUCAGUUCAAGGAUCUGGUUUACGACCAUCCCAUUCAUUUAAAGAUAAAAGAUCAGUGUCUGCUCCUGUCAGAACUCCGGCACCGAGUACAGCUCCCUUUAUACCUCAUAGACACAGUUUACCCUCCAACAGUGUUUAUGGUUCCCCUCCCUCUUACUCCAGUCUAUAUUCACAGCUAUCUACUACCUCUUCGUCUCUUCUACAUAAAGCUAUUAAUGAGGAGAGUGAAACUGAUUCGAUGGGUCCGGGACACGAUAUAGGUCCUUCCAAUAUAAACGAUACCAUAUCAGAAUCUAUGGAAUCAUUAGUUGAACCGGUUCUAUCAGAAAAAGAUGUAUUGGAUGAUGAACCUGAUUUAUUAUUAAGUGUAUCAGAUCCUGAAGCAUGGAGUGUAUCUGUUGAUCGCAAGACUGUAAAGAAAAUGGGAACAAAAGACAUUAAAAGACAAGAUCAUAUCUGGGAGCUGAUUAUCACAGAGAAACAAUAUUGUCGAACGCUUAAAAUUAUGCAGAAAGUUUUUAGUCAUGGUUUGUUAAAUGAACUUCACUUUGCACCAGAAGUUGUCGAGAGGUUGUUCCCAAAACUUGAUGAUUUGAUUGAUAUUCACACCAAGUUUUUACGACAGUUGUUACAACUCCAGAAGAAACGUACUGAUAGACUUAUCGAGGAGAUUGGACCAACGUUAUUGGAAAUGUUUAGUGGUGCUACUGCUGUAAAGAUGAAGAAAGCUUACGGGUGUUUUUGCAGCAAACAUAAAGAGUCUGUGGCUCUCUAUAAAGAUUAUUUAAAAACAGAACGCAAAUUUCAUAGUUUCUUUCGGAAAUGUUCGGAACUACCCAUGGUUAAAAAACGUGAAUUUCCUGAUUUUAUGCUAGGAGUUACAUUACGUCUUUCAAAAUAUCCCUUACUUAUAGAAGCAAUACAAAAUAGUACUAAAGAUAAAAAAGAUCGUGAGAAGACACGGGAGGCCCACGAAUCUAGCAGAAACGUAAACUAUGAGGUAGACCAAGAUGUUGCAUCGUACGAAAAACUGGUUGAAGUACAGAAAAAUAUAGAUAGUCGUGCCACUACCGUUUUUAAGGGUAAAAAAUUUAAGCGACAAGAUAUAACAGCAGGUGAUAGAAGAUUUGUUUACUCGGGGAUCGUGGGAUGGAAAAACGCAAGAGGUAGAGUCACAGAUAUCUUGGCAGUUGUUUUAACAGACAUAAUUAUUUUCCUUCAAGAAAAUAAUCAAAAAUAUACUUUUUAUGUUCAAGAUAACAAGUCGUGUGUUGUUUCUCUGUAUAAAUUAUUAGUAAGGGAGAAGAAUGAUUCACGAGAUAGUCACGGUAUCUACCUCAUCUGUCAGAAUAAACAUCAGCCAGAGAUGUACGAACUGGUCUGUAAGAGUAAAGCUAGUAAAGAUGACUGGACAGAAAGCUUGAAGAGAGCGGUCGAAAAAUGUCCACAAGAAGAAGAAGUGCCAAUUGUUGUUAGUCUAGAGAAUGAAGCAGAUCGAACGAGAAAAGAAGAGAGAGCAGCCAAAAUACAGUAUAUAAUAGAACAAUUACAUCAGAAAGAUCGUGAUAUAAAAGAUUGUUGUGAAGAGAAGAAUCAAUUAAUGGUAGAAUUAUUAGAUAUAACCAACAGUCGAGAGGAUUCCCAUUCUCGUCCCAAUUCUCAGGAUUAUUCUCGAGGCAGUCAGUCUUUAGAAGUUUUACAGGCAGCUAUUUUAGAAGCAUCCCGUUUAACAACAAUUCUUCAAGGUUCUGGAACUCAUCUCAGCCGCAGUGUCAGCAGUGUUGGUGAACAUGUCAGUCAUUCAUAUGUUGCCAUGCCAAUGCCAAAGCGAGCAGAAACUUUCGCUGGUUUUGACAGUUCGUAUGAAGUGCCUAAAGGUGCUGUGAAGAAACGUUUUGUACCUCAAAUUCGUGAUAGUUCUUGUCGAACACCCAGUCUACUGAGUUUAGAUAAACAAGAUGCAGACGCGAGUAUUUCUAGUGUAGCUGAGCAAACCGGUGGUCACAAGGAAUCAACUGACAGUAGAUCACCUGCUCAACUCGGUCAAUCUCCAAAACAGAAAAACUUUGAAGAUGAAGGUGUUCGACCCUCUGAUAGAUUAAGUGACCUUGGAUCAUUUGGAGAACUAUCUGGAUCAUCUAUAUCGUCACUGGGACAUACGCUUGGUCGACACAACCAGGAGGAGAUGUCAUCCAUAACACAACUGUGUAGAUAUCUUCACUGUUUAAUGUCAUUAACAUCGGAACAUAGUACAGCUGUUGAAGACCUUCGAGCCCAGUUAAUAACAGCCAAUGAGAAAAUUAAUAAAUUAUCUGUUGAUGUCAGUGAGAAGAAAUCCGUUUAUCAUCAUAAUCAACUGGAAGAACUUCGAAAUCUUCAGGAGAAUUAUAGCCGUGAACGUCAGGAAUGGGAAAGAACUAGAUCCCAGAAUACUGUUUGGUUAGAAAGUGAAACUAGUAAACUGGAGGAACAGAGGCGGGUUUUAGCACGGAAAGAGGAUGAGUUGCGACGCCAACGAGAGGCCCUCCAGAAACAGAUCGACAUGUUAAAGGAAGUUGGUCUGCCUUUAUCAUCAAGUUUCUCUGGUAACCAACCAGUUUGUGAGCAUCCAGAUAGUCCUGAUAGUCGCCAAAAUAAUGAACCCGUUGUUCACAAACGGUCAGCAUCUGCAGACUUCUACAAGGGAACCUCUGAAGACUUGGAAAGACUUAAUCAGUACAACCAGCGGGACAACGCAGGAGAAUUCCGCGGGAACGGAUCAAAACCCCGUUUGUCGAUGGGGAAUUUACCGAGUUACAAUUCUGUUGGACAGAAACAAACUAUGCCUGUGCAUCUCUUAAGUACGACCAAUGAACAGAAAGUUGGUUCCAUAAAAGGACAACAGAUCCCGAUGAAACUUGUGGGAAAUCCAACACCUCAUGGUACUGCUCUACAUCAACAGAAACCUUCGUUACUGAAGGGUACGAUCAGUAAUCCAGCUCAUCAACGACAGGGUCUGCACCACGGACCAACAGGUCACAGUGCUCCCUCUAAUCUAGCUCUAGUGAAACGACUAGCUGAACCACAUCAUGGUACCAAGAAUAAGACGCCCUCCCCGCAGGGUAGCACCCACUCAGCACCAGGAGGAAACAAACAAGGCAAAUCAGACGAGGUGAUAUACUUCUAAACUGCAGCAAUAUAUCUGAGGAGAUUGAUCAGUAAGAAGUCUAGGUUAAUGUACAGAUGACAUUACCUAGGAUAUAACAAUGGUGCUACUUUCACUUGAUGUCUGAUUUCUUCGGUGGGUACAUGGAGGACUACAGUCUUACGAUUGGAUACGUUUAAUCACAUGAUGUACACAGAUUACUGGUAGUCCGAUGUAGUUGUGAGACAGACGUUGGAAAGACAGUUCCAAAAUGAAAGCUGUUCAAUUAAAUACCUUUUAAAUGAUUAAUUAAAUUAGUGCAAUUGUUAAUUGUUAGUGAUGAUUUGUUGACAAAAGAGCUGGUUUCUCUGUUUCGUUGAUUUUGAUUGGUUGGAAUUGAAUUGAAUAAUUAUGUAUUUGUUACAAAUGAUUGUAUUGGUUGAUGAUUAUGGACAAAUGGUCUGGUGACCAAUCAGCACAUUGAUUAUUGACAUAAGCACAUCUCGAGAGGCAAAGCCUCUCUCCUAAAGAUGAUGCUUCAUUAUCCUAAAAGUGCUCACUUCGUUAAAAAAAACCAAAACAUCUGACAAAAUGGCUUCUAAGCAUUGUCUGCAGAUAUUUCUGUCAAAUAUUUAAUAACUGCCCCGCCAUUUCGUGUUCAAAACUUCUCUCACAUCUGUGGAAUCACGCAAAAAUUGUGUUUAUUGUCAAAGAUGGAGACAAUAUUAUUUCACAUGAAUAAAAGUUCAGAUACUUUUCCUGUCGCACAAAUAUAUCGUAUGCAAUUAAUUUAAUUUUCGAGUCACAAUUUAGCAGAGCAGUAUUGUGAGUAAUAUUAAAAAAUAUGUAUUUAGAUAUGUCAAAUGAUAAUUUAUUACUUUGUACAUAUGUAUGUACAUACAGUAUGUUUUGCAAAUAUAAUUUAUACUUAUUUAGAUUUAUAUCAUCUUGAUCACUCUGUCUGAAAUCGUCUUCGCUUUGACUCCAACAAUUUUUAAUCUGAAUAAAAUAUGUCCAUUGUGUGUAUGGUUACUGGAUGUUCAUGUAGACAGUUUGUGCAGUGGCUUGUGGGAAAUGUCUUCUCAAUCCAUCAGUUAACAAUGCAUUCUGCGUAUUUCAAAUACAGGGUGAAGGUCAUUUUUUCUUCUCAGCCAAUCAAUAAUAAGACAUACCGGAAUCUUCAUAUGACCUUUAACACUGUAUACAGAUGUGAUACCAUUUUGUGGUAGUCAAGGGGAGACAGUUUGGGCUGGAUUGAUCGAGUGAUUGAGUUCAUUUUACGAAAGGUUUUUGUCUAAUUUAAGAUAAUAUUUUUAAGAAAUAGAUUUCGACGAUUUCAUAUACAUUUAAUUAAGGGUGCUGUGUAAUUAUGCGAAUAGUUUGUGUGACUUGAUGCAUACUUUGAUCGACUUCGGUGAAGUGCAAUUCAACAUUUUUUUUUUAAUUACGAAGAUUAUAAAUUAAUUAAUAAUUGAAAUAUAUGUACAUGCAGUGUUAUUAUUUUUUCAUUUUGAAUUCUAUUAUUAAAAGGCAAAAAAUCACUUGGGUGUAGCGACUAGAUUUCGCUUUGUUAUUGUUGUACACUCUUCGGAUACAUAUAAACGCAAAAACGAUGUUUCAUUUGAUGGCGAUGGAAAAUUCUAAAUCUUCCUAUGAAACUGAUCUAAGCAUCUUGGAGUAGGAACAAUGAGAUGAAAAAUGUCCGGUCCACAUCCCAGGACAAUGCACGCCAUAUGACAAAAUGUACAGGAUCUUAAGAGUAUUUUAUUUUCCAAAUCAGAUUGUACUAUUGCUAAUACAAUUAAUUGAUUCGUAACUUGACAGGUGUUUGGACCAGGAACUUUUCCACAAGCGCUGGCCUACGUGCUUUGAUAAUUUAGGAAACUCGGCAAGCAUGUUCCUUGGACAAUUUCGCAUUGAUUGAUGGCCUUCACUUUUUUAUAUGAUGUCACAAUUUAAAGAUGAUGGCGUCAUGAUCGGUUCUUGGUCCAUAUAGUACUAUCGUACUAUUUUUUUGUAUCCCCCCCCCCCCCCCGAAAAACGAUGAUAUAUAUUUUAUACGAAGAUAAGAAAUAAGUAAAUAACGAGACAUAUUCAUAUUAGAUUUUAAUUUUAUUGAUAUACACAGUAUAUAAAUAUGCAUGUUUUCAUAAUAACAAGGUAUAUUAAUACCUGCAUUUAAUGAUUUAAUAGUAGGAAAUUAUAACAUUAGGGGAUCUGUAAUAUAAAGAUAGUAACUUAAGUGAAUAUGCUUAGGUUUUGAUUUUUUCAAUACAAGUGCAAUUUGUUGGUUAUGUGAAGUCCUGAAAUGGGAAGUGGCAACGAUUGGGCAACUAAAAUGAGUAUGCUAUAUAUAGUAUAUGCACGGAACAACUCCCACGACUUUUGAAGACUAUUAAAGUUUUAAUGUUUUCAGUACAAAACAAAUUUGAGUAUGUUCAUUUGCAAGGAAUGAUCUGGACACUUUGGAAGCUGUGUUUCUAGUACAAGAGAAAGCUUACAAUAAAAUUUUGUUAGCUAUGUGAACUCUUGAAAUGGGAAGUGACACCAGGUGUCUAGGAGAUAGAGCAUAUCCUGCUACAUACACAACAGCUAUUGAAAUUAUCAGUCUUUAGGUUACAGUUCCUCUACUUAUUGAAGUAUAUAGACUAUUAUUAUUAACGUGUGAUUAAUUUAUUAUUUGGACAAAAAAAAAAGAUAUAAUAUGGACCCCUACACGAUUGACAUUUUGUAUGUAGGUUCCCUAUGGUUUUUUUAUUUUUUAAGUCGAUAAUAAUUUAGAGUUACCUAACUUAGGACUUUACAUCGUUGUCAUGGACACUACGUAUAUUUACAUGGAUUUGUCUUACUUAUGAACACUGUUACGUUGACGUUGAAAUAAAACAUUUUGGACCACAGCCUCCGCAGAUAACAAGGCAGAGCCAUAUUGUGUGUUGCGACAAAUUUGUCCUGUAAGGAAAAUGAAUUCCAUGCCAUAUGACUAGCGCUGCCGAGGUUGUUACGGAAGAAGUUCGCCUGUCCUUCAACUGUAUAGCAAACAGACUCAUAAAAACACCUCAAAUUUGACCAGAAUUCAAACUUUUUAAAAGAUCGCUGGCCACCUAUAUUAAUUAUUUUGUCGAAUGUGGCUAGUAACUUAGGGGCAUUAAUGUGCUCUAAGAGAUCUUUGUCCCAAACAAUGGGUUAUUUUGAAAAGUGCUUUUCGACUUGAAUUCAUUACUAAAAAAUGAAAAUUAGUUUUAAUUCCUCAUUUUCAACAUUCCUUUAAGAUCAAAAAAACUCAUUAUUUUUAUAAUUAUUUUGGCUUCAAAUAACUUUUUUUUGUGUUUUUUUUUACUAUUUUAUAUUUGAACUGGUCAGAUGUUUGGUAUUUAACUGUUUGCUAGUUAUAGAUAUCGUGGUGUUUUUUUUUAAAACUUGUAAAAUAUUGUGUUCAUAAAUCAUGUGGCUUGUUUUUCGUAAAUUGUUGUUGCUUAAUAAACUGUCUACUGUGUGAUCAGCUAAUCCUAGUAAUUGUAAAGAUCCCUGUCGAAAAUAAACUCCAUAGCUUGGCAAAAUACAUGGAGGAAUUAUUAUUUGUUGUUUAUGAGUUGUUAAGAAAACUGCACUUUAGUUAACUUUAAUUUGUCAAAUUCUUAUUCUGUGCUUCAUUCUGAGAUUGUUUCGAUUAUAAAAUUGUCUAAAGUUUUGAGAAGUAUUGGUGAUAAAAAUACUGUCAAAUCUCAAACAGCCUUUUGUUCGAGUUUUUUCAUCUUUUUUUUUAAAAACUUAUAUAAAAUGGUUGUAGGUUGACCAUUGUUUAAGUUAUUUUCUAAUUGUUCAUAGUGUAAAAUAAACUAUUUUUACUUUAAGAAAAAAAAACCUGACAAAAUAUUUGUACAGUUAUAGAGGACAAUCUAUAUUAUUAAAUUUAUAAAUAGAAUUUUUGUAGAUAAAUAGAUUGAUUAUGUAGGCAAAAGAUGGUUCAAUGGCACAAAAAUAUUUCUUUAUUUUCAAUUAAUUUGUGACAGGCAAUAUCUCUGUUAGGCUUUGUUCACGAAUAUAUAAAUUCUUAAAAUGGAUUUUAGCUAAAAAAAAAUUAUCUAAUAUUAAGGAUUCUUUGAAUAGGGCCCAGAGGCCAUUUAAUUGGUUGAGCAUUAAAAUCCUAGAACAGAUUUUACAGCUCCUGACCAAUGAAAGGGCAGAAUUUUCAAAAUAUGCUAGGUUUUUAUGAAUAAGGAUAAAGACCUUGAAGCCAAAUUUUGCACAGUGAUUAAAGAUAAAGGAAUUUUUUGUGUCAUUGGUAUGGAAGAAUUACCAUAUAGUUACAAGAGUAGUUAGUGUUAAUUUAAAACCAUCAUGGUGCCAGUUAUAUGUACAUGAUUUAUUGUUAAAAUAAUGUUAUUCCCUCCCUUUUGAUUGGUCCUUAUUUCAAAUCAUUAAGACAAUCAACCAAUCAGUUUGUCAGAUAGCCCAAUUCAUUCUGCAUCCAUUGAUCAGAACAUUAAAGGUGCUCAACUUAUUUUUCACAUUCGUAGUACUUGAUCUUUUUCUCAGAGGCAAUCAUUAAUUCAUUAAUUUACUGAUGCAGAUCUGUAGAAUUAAGAAAACAAUGAAAUGCAAAUAAGUCUUAUAUAUAGACGGUAGGACAUGUGUGUGUAAUUAAUUCUGACCGAGGCUUCAUCUUGGUCUGCAUAUAGUCUGUGUAAACACAGUCUCCUGCUUGAAAACGUUGGCAUUCUUAAAAACUUGCUUCUGUAUAUCCAUCUAAAUGGUGUAUUAACUAUAGAUUUAAGAUGCAGUAUGAACUGGGCUCUAUUUGUAUUGAUGAUGCAACUGGUUUGGCGAAACUAAACUGCUAACCAGCAAAGCAUCCUGUUUAACACCAUGUGAACACUGUGUAUGUUUUACACCAUAUAUGUCCUAGUAAAUUAUAUAUAUAUAUUUAUAUACUACAUUAAUUAUCAUGGGGCAGAGUGUCUGAAAAAAAACCCAAUAUUAUUAUAUUAUAAACAAGUUUUUUUUUUGUUUCUUGAUUGUUUAACUUUGUGUAGAUUAUUUGGGAUGGACCCUAUUCUGUUACUCCUCACUUGUCAUUGUUUUCACCAUUUGUUAUUAAAUUUGGUAAAAACGACAAAAAAAUUAUAAAUAGUACAUUUUAUAAUAAAAAAAAUGCUCAAAAUUAUA